CUUGGCUCUAACAUCACUUUGAUGCUAAUUUGAAUGGGAAAUGUGUCAUUUCGGGUGAUUACAAAAGGGAUCUUAUCAGCAGGCAGCCAGGCAGGCAGGCAGCCUCAGUUGGGGACGACAAAUUGAAACAUUUUUCAUAAGUGUAAUGGAGAUUUUUUGACACUUCAUUUAUUCAAUUUUCCAAAGUGUUCCACCCCAGAUAUUAAUUGGCUUUUCCCUGUCCGACAACAGCAAUUAGCCAAUUACAAAACACCAGCCACUGAGAGAACCUGUGGUCACUUUCAGUAAUCGCACAAAUGCCGGCAGAACUGCACGCCGCUUCGUUGCUUCACAUGAGGCGACUGAUGAAGUGCUUGGGAAUGCUGCCUUUUGGUCAGAAUCUCUGCGCGAAAGUGUUCUGCUAUGUACUGCUCUUUAUAUCGCUGGUAUUUUCGAGCUACUGGCGCUUCAGCUUCGACUAUGAACUGGACUACGAUUUCCUGAACGAUCGAUUUUCCAGCACCAUCGACCUGAGCAACUUUGUUGCCCUAGUUGUGGGUCAUGCGAUCAUCGUAUUGGAGCUACUGUGGGCAAACUGCAGCAAGGAUGUGGAUAGGCAGCUGCAGGCGGUCCACAACCAAAUCAAAUUGCAGUUGGGUACACUGGAUAAGACGGAUCGUGUGCGGAAAUACUGCAAUUGGAUCUACGGAUCCCUAGUCGUACGAUGGCUAAUAUUUAUCGUAGUGACUGUGUACAGUGAUCGCGCUCUUACCUUAUACGCCACAUACUCGGAAUUGGUUUUGCUGGCUCGCUUCUCCGAGUUCACACUGUACUGUGCUGUGAUUUUGUUUCUUUAUCAAGAACUCAUCGUCGGCGGGUCAAAUGUCCUGGAUGAGCUGCACAGAACCCGAUUUGAGAUGUCGUCCAUACGCCGUUUGUCACUGCAGAAGUUGGCCAAGUUGCAGGCAAUCCAUAACUCCUUGUGGCAGGCUAUCCGGUGUCUGGAGAACUACUUUCAACUGAGCCUGAUCACCCUGCUCAUGAAGUUCUUCAUCGACACCUCUGCAUUGCCCUACUGGCUCUACCUCAGCAGAGUUCAGCACACACAAGUGUCCAUCCAGCACUAUGUCGCCAUGGAUGAGUGCAUCAAACUACUGGAAAUUGUGGUGCCCUGCUAUGUCUGCACACGUUGCGAUGCAAUGCAGCGAAAGUUCCGGUCAAUGUUCUACACAGUCACCGCAGAUCGACGUAAUAGUCAGCUAAAUGCGGCUUUGAGAAGUCUAAACCUGCAGUUGAGCCAGGAGAAAUAUAGGUUUAGUGCAGGCGGAAUGGUGGACAUAAACACAGAAAUGCUGGGAAAGUUUAUUUUUGGAAUGAUCAGCUACAUUGUGAUCUGCAUUCAGUUUAGCAUCAGCUUCAGCGCCAAAAGCCUGAAGACAGUCGCCCAAAACAGCACAUCCACAAGUGCGCCCAUUUAAAUGACCUCUUCGAAUCGAUUAUUGUUGGCCAGUCUGGUCGCGUGCUUAUUAAAUUAAAGUCAAUUAACCUAAUUAGCUAAAUUGAUGUCUGCCCGUGCAUAAUCAAAAAAAGGACAAGAGGCAAUCAAGGCAGCAGCGAGCAACAGCAGCUGGCCGAAAGACUACUUCACAUAAUUAUUCAUGCUUAAAAAUUCUAUUAUAAACUUUUGCCAACGGCCACUGACCGUUCGUGUAGGACUCAGGACUCGGGACUAAGGAUGUAUCCUGGGGAUACUUGGGCUUGUUGGCCACGCACGGCCAGUCUGUCAGGGCUUCAUACGUAAACUAAUGUAUCUGUAAGAUACACUUGUAAAGUCGCUUGUGUCCAUUAAACCCCAUUAAAAGGAGAGAUAUAAAAGAAAUCUUCAGCAGAAACGCAUUAAUAAAUGAAGGAAUAUUUACUGGUGUGUCAGCUUUCUG
Molecule: messenger RNA, 1916 nt
Organism: Drosophila erecta
Lineage: Eukaryota; Metazoa; Arthropoda; Insecta; Diptera; Drosophilidae
Gene: Gr98a
Product: putative gustatory receptor 98a
Exons: 3
Coding region: 297-1457 (386 amino acids)
Biological process (GO): sensory perception of taste
Cellular component (GO): axon; membrane; dendrite
Source: RefSeq, a predicted model, not a curated record